CUCUGGGCAGUCUCGGGUCUGGCCCAUCUAUGAAAACUGUAAUACCAUAGAAAAUAUCCACUAAAUAUUACUCAUCUUUCUAACUAUUUCUGUUAUUCAAUGGAUUUCAAUAAUUAAGAAAUACCAUACGCAGAUUCCUGAUUAGUAAUUAGUGUAGCAUAAUAACUCAAAUCGCUGGUCGUAAUGUGUUGUCGUUUCGUAAAUUGAGUUGCCUUAAAUAUUAAUGUUAGUUAACUACGAAUUCAUGGAUAAUUAAUUAGGAAAUAUUAAUAGCUUUUUCAAUUAAAAAUGAAUAGAACUAAAAGUCAUAACUCCAAAACUGAGUGUAACAACGAGAGUGAAAUGAGUGCAAACGUGUACAAACUUAUUACGAAUGAGGAUAAACCACCAGAUAUAAAAUAUGAUAAAGAAAACUCGUGGAUCGCAGCAGUGCAAAUGUUUGUGUCUUUCCUUCUUGCUGGGUUUGGUAUGGUAGCAGCAAGCCUUCUCUUGGAUGUGGUUCAACACUGGGAAGUAUUUCAGAAGAUACCAGGUGUCUAUAUACUUGUACCAGCUCUCUUGGGACUUAAAGGAAAUUUAGAAAUGACUUUAGCAUCAAGAAUGUCAACACAUGCUAACAUGGGCCACUUAGGUGCCUGUUUGAAGCAGCUAGUUUUGGGUAACCUGUGCCUUAUACAGUGUCAAGCAGUGCUCGUUGGAUUCUUAGCAGCCAUGGCUGCAGUAGCAAUGGGAUGGAUACCUCAAGGCUUAUUUGAUAUUCACCAGGCUAUGCUGCUCUGUGCAUCAAGUGUACUUACUGCGUCAUUUGCAAGUUUUGUGCUUGGACUCAUUAUGAUUGGUGUUAUUGUAGUCUCCAAAAAAUUAAAUAUAAACCCAGAUAAUAUAGCUACACCAAUUGCUGCUAGUUUGGGUGAUUUAACAACCUUGGCACUGCUAUCAUGGAUUUCUUCAAUGUUAUAUCAAUCACUUGGCACAAGUCUUAUAUUGCCAUCUAUUAUUAUCAUUAUUGGGGCAAUUUUGGUCCCUGCUUGUGGAUAUGUUGCGUCUCAAAAUAAGUUUACUACUCAAGCUUUAGAUGAAGGAUGGGUCCCUGUAGUAUCAGGAAUGGUUAUAAGUAGUACUGGAGGUUUAAUAUUGGGUUACACUGUGUCAAAUUAUCAAGGUGUUGCUGUUUUUCAAUUAGUUAUUAAUGGUAUCGGUGGAAAUAUGGCUGCUGUACAUGCUUCCAGACUAUCUACAUUAUUUCAUACUGGACAAAAAGAAAAAUAUGUUAUAAGUAACACAACUAAAUUGUUGAUGUUGAUGGUGGUACCCGGCCAACUUGUUUUUGUUUACACAAUUGCUUAUCUCAAAGCAGGUCAUACCUCUGUAACACCUAUAUUUAUUUUAAUUUAUGUGUGUGCAGCACUAUUGCAAGUAUUUCUUUUGUUGAUAAUUAGCCAUUAUUUGGUUGUGUGGAUGUGGAAAUUAGGAUUAGAUCCAGAUAAUUCCGCUAUACCCUAUUUAACUGCUCUAGGUGAUUUACUUGGUACAGCAUUGCUUGGAGUAGCAUUUUAUAUUCUGUUUGCUAUAGGGGAUCAAGACAGUGAUCUAGGCGACUGACUGAACAUUUUUAUGAAUUUAUUAACUAAGGCUAUUUAAUACUUUUACAAUAAUUAGUUUCAUCUACCUUAAGAAUUGUCUAACAAUUUGUUGUGAUGAAUGUACUUAUACUUGAAUCUUUUUAAAAGAAUACUAAGUGGAGCAGUGUAUGGGCAUACAGAAAAUUUUUUUUUAGAACUUGCUUAUCUUCCAGACCAUUGUCAAAUGUUUUUAAUUCCUAUGCCUAGCUGCCUGCUAUUUUAUAAUAAAAAUAAUUUGUAUAAAUGUAUUGAGCCAUAAGUACUUUAUAUUGGUGCUAAUACUGUACUUUUGCAUAUCAUACUUUUAAUAUUAAAUAUUUUCAUA
Messenger RNA from Pieris brassicae (large cabbage white), 1947 nucleotides. Its product is annotated as solute carrier family 41 member 1-like. NCBI's taxonomy places the organism in Eukaryota, Metazoa, Arthropoda, Insecta, Lepidoptera, Pieridae. Bases 289 to 1602 code for a protein of 437 amino acids. Gene Ontology annotation, cellular component: plasma membrane. Gene Ontology annotation, biological process: monoatomic cation transport. The record is from RefSeq and is a predicted model, not a curated record. The transcript has a single exon. Gene Ontology annotation, molecular function: monoatomic cation transmembrane transporter activity.